GCCCUUGUGAGCACCCUCACAUUGGGGUUCUUACCACGUGACCAUGCAUCCAAGGAUAUCUCAAACUAGAAGAGUGCUAAGUAAUGGACACGCUUUACAACCCGCCGCAAAGAAAAACACAAAUGGUACUAAAAGUAUUUCUUUAAUUUUGCGCGAGUAUAGAAAUGACUUUGGGACCCAUCAAGUGAGUACGAACAGAAAGUUAAAUUUGGAACUUUAAACUUUGUUGAAUCAUCUCCUCUAGCUCGAGAACAAAAGGACCGAGAUGAUGAAGUCUGUAGAUGUCAAACACUGACAUUGAUAAAAAAAGCUUAGGCUAUUUAGACUGCACUUCUUUACUUGAAGUCUUCACGUACGCGAUGAACAAUGUGUAUCUACCGGUGUCGAGAAGCGAUCAUUCAGGAAACUCCGGAUCAGUCAGUCUGUAAGAUAAAUUAUUAAUGUAGGUUCUAACAAGACGAAGAACCCCAAAUUGCCUGUGGAGGUGACUAAUUAGCAGUCUUUGGAGGCAAUUCCUAAAUGAUGAGAAUGAGGAACAAGUAUGCAAUUAUUAUUAUCUGCAUUUUGGCGCUUUUCAUCAUCGAAAAGGAAAACAACAUUAUUUUAAGGGUUUCAGAUAAGCUGGCAAUGUUCAGAAAACAGCAAAUCCCAGAGACGUCUUCUUUUGUGCUAAUAGAUGACAACAGCUCCUAUCCAGAUGAUAUUUAUACCGAAAACGACACUCACAUCUUAAGGGCCCAUGAGAAAGGCCAGAAGCACAUUCUCUUGAUGGCUACCACUCGUACAGGUUCUUCUUUUGUGGGGGAAUUCUUCAAUCAACAGGGCGCCGAUAUGUUUUACCUCUUUGAGCCGCUGUGGCAUGUGGAGGUGAUGCUGUCGCUUGGCACAAAUGGCACAAAUUCCAGCACGUCUCCGUGGGUCUACAGAGACGUCCUGAAGCAUCUCUUCUUGUGCGACUUCUCUCUGUUGGAGCGCUUCAUUAACCCCCCGCCCAAGAACCACGUCACCCCUGACCUGUUCCGCAGGGAGUCCAGUGUAGCUCUGUGUGAGAAGCAGGUCUGCACACCGGUCAUAAAAGGCAUUUUCGAGAAGUACCACUGCAGGACGAGGCGGUGCGGGCCACUCAACCUGACCCUGGCGUCUGAGGUCUGCCAAAAAAAGCGAAACAGGGUUAUCAAAACUGUCAGGGUCACACAACUAGACACACUACGUUCUCUGUUAGAGGACCCGCAGCUGGAUGUCAGACUCAUACAGCUGGUGAGAGACCCUCGGGCCACCCUGGCAUCAAGGAUAGUAGCUUUUCCAAGUAAGUACCAGGAUUGGAAAAGCUGGGCUGUAAAUGAAAAUGUAUCUGUUAAGGAAGAGGAGGUUAAACGUCUGGAAGGAAACUGCAACAACAUUCGCAUGUCUGCCGAGCUGGGCUUGAGUCUGCCUAAAUGGUUGGAAAAGCGGUACAUGUUAGUGCGUUACGAGGACAUCGCCAGGUACCCCAUGCAGAAAGCAGCAGAAAUGUACAAUUUCACAGGGAUUCCAUUUACAUCGCAAACAAGGGACUGGAUCCUAAAAAACACGCACUCGCACUCCAGCGGUAUAUUUUCCACCCAAAAAAACUCUUCGGAGCAGGUGGAAAAAUGGCGCUUUAAGAUACCUUUCAAAUUGGCCCAAUUUGUACAGGAAGUUUGUGGACCAACCAUGAAACUUUUUGGCUAUAGGUUCGUAGACAAUGAACAGUCAUUGGUAAACAAAUCGUUUAGUUUGCUUGAAGAGAAAACAUUUCAUUUUUCAUAGUGUAAAAUCUGACCAGGUUUCUGGAACUACACUGGGAUGUUGGUCUACUUUUUCUGGAACUACACUGGGAAACUGAUCUAUUAGUAACAUUAGUCAAUUCAAGGGUCUUUAUCCUGGAUAGUGAGAUUAAAGGGGUCAUAUGCUGCGAUUUCAUGUUUUCCUUUGUCUUUGGAGUGUUAAAAAAUGCAGUUUGUGAAUAAAGAUGAUCUUUAAGGGGCAGAUUAAACAUCAAACACUUUCUAAAAUUAAAGUAACACAAAAUCAUCAACACCUUUUAAAGGUCCCGUUCUUUUUGUGUUUUUGAUGCUUUGAUUGUGUUUACAAUGCGCAAUAUAACAUGCGUUCAUGUUUCACGUGUAAAAAAACGCAGUAUUUUUCACACAAUUUACUAAUCUGUAUGCCGCUAUUUUCACUGUCCUCAAAACAGGCUGAUGUCUUCCUUGUUCUAUGAAGUCCCUCCUUCAAAAAUACGUAACGAGUUCUGAUUGUGUAGUUUGUUUAGUGUGUUGUGAUUCGAUAGCAGCUUAGCUUGCCGUUAGCUUAGCUGCCAACUGACGUAUUACUGUGGGCGGAGUUUAGUCAAAAAACUGUUCUAGUGAUGUCAUUAAAGCAGGAAGUAGAGGGCUGUAGUCCAAACCGGCUGUUCGCUGUAGGCUUUGAAAGGGGAAUUCUGUUAAAGAAAAUAUUAUCGCCUUGCAGUGAACUUUGAGCUUUAUCAUUUUACAAGUAUUAUUAAUGCUAUUAUAGCAAUAUUACACAUUAACUAGGGUAUAAAAAAUGGGAUCAGAAAGACCUUUAAAAACGCUUGCUUUGGAAGCUAAUAUUCUAAAUAUGGUAAGAAGUGUAACAUUUCCGUCACACAGUUAAGGUAUUCGGCACAACGUAAUGGAUAGCUGGCCAAUCAGAGCACACCACACUUUAAUGAAUGACAAGCUUUGUAAAAAUCGAUGUGUUUUAGAAAGGCGGGGUGUAGAGACGCAACAAUAAUGUACAGUAUGUGGAAACUACUGUGUUUUUUAACCUUAAACCGCGUUUUGUGUAUUUGCAUUACACCAAAUACACAAAGUAAUGUUCUUUUUAACAACGUCAUAUGACCCCUUUAAGAAUGAUUGGUUUAAGAUGCAUUCAUUUGAAAAAUAAAACAUCUGAUGUAAUAUUGGGACAAUUUAAUGUCUGUGUAUGUGAGUAUUGUCUAAAAAUUUCUUUACAGUAUGCAAAAUAUGUAAAAACUGACCUACAGUAUUACACUGUAAAAAUUGUUCCACCAACUUUCUCUUUUAAGUUGUCUUUUAGCUUUGACUAUAUUUAUAUUUACUUAAAAACUUAAGUAGUUUGAACUUGGUUUGUUAAGAUAUUAAAAUAUUUGACCCAACUAUUUAUUUCAUGUAACCUGGACUUGCAAAGUUAAGGUAAAAU
Messenger RNA from Paramisgurnus dabryanus, 3204 nucleotides. It is a transcript of the gene chst3a, whose product is annotated as carbohydrate (chondroitin 6) sulfotransferase 3a. Gene Ontology annotation, molecular function: chondroitin 6-sulfotransferase activity; N-acetylglucosamine 6-O-sulfotransferase activity. NCBI's taxonomy places the organism in Eukaryota, Metazoa, Chordata, Actinopteri, Cypriniformes, Cobitidae. Gene Ontology annotation, biological process: N-acetylglucosamine metabolic process. The record is from RefSeq and is a predicted model, not a curated record.